Tachysurus fulvidraco (yellow catfish) is the source of this 2694-nucleotide messenger RNA. It is a transcript of the gene stt3b, whose product is annotated as STT3 oligosaccharyltransferase complex catalytic subunit B. Gene Ontology annotation, molecular function: dolichyl-diphosphooligosaccharide-protein glycotransferase activity. Gene Ontology annotation, biological process: post-translational protein modification. The record is from RefSeq and is a predicted model, not a curated record. The coding region runs from base 259 to 2676 and encodes 805 amino acids. Gene Ontology annotation, cellular component: membrane. The transcript has 16 exons. NCBI's taxonomy places the organism in Eukaryota, Metazoa, Chordata, Actinopteri, Siluriformes, Bagridae.
CGCCGUGAGAGGCUGAGGGCUCUUCCUGAUGCACCGCGGUGUCCCGCCCCUCUACCCCCGCUCAAUCUCGCGUGCCGAGCGAUACCAGCCGGCUAGCAUGCCGCUCACACAUUAGCAUCGACUUUAACUAUAUCUCAGUACAAAUACAUGCUGUCCGUGUGCGACAAGGAAGCUAAGUUGUAAGUAGUAAAGAGCAGUGUCACGCGUUAAGCCGGAGAGGUGUGUGAGUGGCCUGUGACCGACACACCGCGGUAGAACAUGGCGGAGCACCGCGCCACCUCCGACUCUAAGCACAAAGCAAGUCCGAACUCCAGCGGCUCGUUGUCGGGGAACGGACGAGCGAACACUCCGGCCGUGUGCGGUGCUGGAGGCCUGUCCGGUGGGCUAACACAGCCUGCAGGAUGGCAGUCUCUCCUCUCAUUCACCAUCCUGUUUCUGGCCUGGUUAGCGGGCUUCAGUUCUCGGCUCUUCGCCGUGAUACGAUUUGAGAGCAUCAUCCAUGAGUUUGACCCUUGGUUCAACUACAGGUCAACUCAUUACCUCAGUACUAAUGGCUUUUAUGAAUUUCUCAACUGGUUCGACGAGAGGGCAUGGUAUCCACUUGGCAGGAUCGUGGGAGGCACGGUGUAUCCAGGUCUCAUGGUGACUGCAGGUCUAAUCCACUAUCUCCUGAACCUGCUCCAUGUGACCGUGCACAUCCGUGAUGUGUGUGUUUUCCUGGCUCCGAUCUUCAGUGGCCUGACUGCCAUCUCCACCUUCCUGCUGACGAGAGAGUUGUGGAAUCAAGGCGCCGGGCUGCUGGCUGCCUGUUUCAUUGCUAUCGUUCCCGGUUACAUCUCUCGCUCCGUAGCAGGUUCUUUCGACAACGAGGGCAUCGCCAUCUUUGCUCUGCAGUUUACUUACUACCUUUGGGUGAAGUCUGUGAAGACUGGAUCGGUCUUCUGGGCCAUUGGCUGUUGCCUCUCCUAUUUCUAUAUGGUGUCUGCGUGGGGAGGCUAUGUUUUCAUCAUCAACCUGAUCCCGCUGCAUGUGUUUGUUCUGCUGCUCAUGCAGCGCUACAGCAGGAGGCUUUAUAUUGCUUACAGCACGUUUUAUAUUGUGGGCUUGGUGCUGUCCAUGCAAGUCCCAUUUGUGGGCUUCCAGCCCAUAAGGACAAGUGAGCACAUGGCUGCAGCAGGUGUCUUUGCCCUCCUGCAGGCAUAUGCCUUCUUGCAGUAUCUCAAGGACAGGCUGACUAGGCAGGAGUUCCAGACCCUUUUCUUUCUUGGGGUGUCACUGGCCGCAGGGGCGGUUUUCCUCACGGUCAUCUAUCUCACCUACACAGGCUACAUUGCACCUUGGAGUGGUCGUUUUUACUCCCUGUGGGACACUGGAUAUGCUAAGAUCCACAUCCCCAUCAUUGCUUCGGUAUCAGAGCACCAACCUACCACCUGGGUCUCCUUCUUCUUUGAUCUUCACAUCCUGGUGUGCACGUUCCCAGCAGGGCUUUGGUUCUGCAUCAAGAACAUCAACGAUGAGCGUGUUUUCGUGGCUCUGUAUGCCAUCAGCGCCGUGUACUUUGCGGGCGUUAUGGUGCGACUCAUGCUGACGCUGACUCCAGUGGUGUGCAUGCUAUCAGCCAUUGCUUUCUCCAGCGUGUUCGAACACUACCUUGGAGACGAAACGAAGAAAGAGAAGCCACCAGCAGAAGACAGUAGCGACGAAGAUGACAAGAGGAACUCAGGAAAUCUCUAUGACAAGGCAGGGAAAGUGCGCAAACACAUAUCUGAGCAAGACCGACAGGAGGAGGGCCUGGGGCCCAACAUCAAGAGCAUAGUCACCAUGUUGAUGCUGAUGCUGCUGAUGAUGUUUGCUGUGCACUGCACCUGGGUCACCAGCAAUGCCUACUCCAGUCCCAGCGUAGUGCUAGCUUCUUACAACCAUGACGGGUCAAGGAACAUUUUGGAUGAUUUCCGCGAGGCGUAUUACUGGCUGAGGCAGAACACAGACGAGCACGCACGGGUCAUGUCAUGGUGGGAUUACGGAUAUCAGAUAGCGGGCAUGGCUAACCGAACUACACUGGUGGACAACAACACCUGGAACAACAGUCACAUAGCGCUGGUUGGCAAGGCCAUGUCCUCUAACGAGAGUGCUGCAUUCGAGAUUAUGAAAUCCUUGGAUGUCGAUUACGUCCUUAUCAUUUUUGGCGGCGUGAUCGGAUACUCGGGUGACGACAUUAAUAAGUUCCUGUGGAUGGUGCGCAUUGCAGAAGGAGAGCACCCUAAAGACAUCAGGGAGAGUGACUACUUCACCCCUCAGGGAGAAUUUAGAGUAGAUAAGGCCGGCUCUCCUACCCUACUCAACUGCCUCAUGUACAAAAUGUCUUACUACCGCUUUGGAGAGAUGCAGCUGGACUUCCGCACACCACCUGGGUUCGACCGGACACGGAAUGCUGAAAUUGGCAAUAAGGACAUUCGUCUGAAACACCUUGAGGAGGCGUUUACUUCCGAGCACUGGUUGGUGCGAAUUUACAGAGUGAAGAAGCAGGAGAACCGGCAGCCGCUGGACCACAAGCUCCGUAAUGUCGUAGCCAAACAGAAGUACACCUCAAAAAAGACAGCCAAGAGGAAGAGAGGAUUCAUAAAAAAUAAACUGAUCCUGAAAAAAGGCAAGAAACUGAAUAAAAAGUCAGUUUAGUUGCCAAACGGAAAAUGG